AUGAGUCAAGUUCACCAACCCUAUUUUGAUCCCGAGGCUAAGGAUGUAGCUGAAGCCACUAAAGAGGCGGUCGACGCUAGCGCCUCCGCGGUCCAGGACGCCGCUAAGGAUGCCAAAGACGGCGAGGAGCCCAAGAAGACAUGCCGUGCAUUCAUGGACACUCUGUCGGAAGAGGCCGACAAAGUCAAGGCGUGUGCCACCUCUGCGGCCAAGAAGGUUGCCAGUGAGGCAGAGCGCGCUGCCGACUCGGCCAGGGACCUGGCCAAGAAGACCGCAGACAACCUCAACGAGGAGUUCAAGGACCCUGCCGUCUCCACCACCGUGCUGUUCACUGUCUUGACCGCUUCUGCGGCCUCAACUUAUCUUUCCCAGCAGCACAAACAGGGAAACCUCACUGCUCUCCAAGUGUCUGUUGUAGUUCUUAGCACUGCUGCGAUUGCGUUUGCAGAGUACUGGGGAGUAAAGGCUUAUUUCGACCGUAAGAGCAAAUAG
Molecule: messenger RNA, 492 nt
Organism: Wickerhamiella sorbophila
Lineage: Eukaryota; Fungi; Ascomycota; Dipodascomycetes; Dipodascales; Trichomonascaceae
Exons: 1
Coding region: 1-492 (163 amino acids)
Source: RefSeq, a predicted model, not a curated record